GUUUAGUUAUUUAUGUAUAAUUUUAUUAGAUUAUAAUGACAAUAUUAAAAUUAAGAAAAUAAAUAACAAACCUUAUAAAUAAAAAUAAUAAUAAGAAAAACCACAACAAAAAUUCUCAAUAAUUAUAAGUGAAAUUAAAAAGAAUAAACGAAAUUGAAACUGAAUUUGAUUAUAAAAUUCUUCUUAAAAUAAAAGUUAUACCAGCAAUUAAAAAAAUUUAUGAAUUUAAAUUAAAAAGAAUGACAAACAAUAAUAAUAAAAAUUCAAUUCCUGCUAAUGUCACCUCAUAUGAUACUGGCAAUAAACCAUUUAAACAUGAUGUUGGACGUGGCAAAUGGGAGAAAAGUUGGGAUUUUUAUGCUGUUGCAUUGAGUAAUUGCUUUGGUUUUCGGCAUUUUACUUUAUUAUACAUUACCUUAAGAUCAAAUCUAAUAAUAUUUACCUUUGCCUAUAUGUUAGGAAUGAUAACCUUUUUAUUGCCUUUAUAUUAUACACAAAUGUUUCUGGGUCAAUUUUCUAGCAGUGGAAUAAUAUCAGCAUUUCGCAUAUCACCGUUAUUUAAAGUUAUAGGUUAUAUAUCGUUAUAUUUAAAUAUAAUGACUUCUUGUUAUUUUGUGACUACUGCAGCAUUUCCAUUGUACAUUAUAAUUGAAUCUAUGCAAUCUGUUUUGCCUUGGUCACAUUGUAAUAAUGAAUUUAAUUCAAUAAAUUGUAAAACGAUUGAUGAUGUGCCAAAAAGGGCUAAUGAAAGCUCCAUUUUCCUUCAUUACAACACAAAUCAUUCCCUACCAAUCCAUGAUUACAUUGAUUAUUUAUUUGGAUAUGACACUCAAAAUAUAUAUUUAUGGCCUAUAAUGUUGUGUGCAGUCUUUGUUUGGAUAUUGAUUGGACUUGUGCAUAUUAAAGGAGUUGAAAUGCUUGGUAAAAUUUUCCGUUUUAUAACGUUAACAUCAUUUUUAUGCUUCAUUUUGAUUACAAUUCGUGUACUUUGUGUGAAAGAAACUUGGGAAGCUUUAAACCAUCUAUUCCACUUUAAAUUUGCUUCAUUUAACAAUAUUGAAACAUUAAUAGCAUCACCAACAUUUUUUUUGGCUGCAUUUGGUGCUGGUUGGGGUAAUGUGCUUACUAUUGCCAGUUAUAAUAAUUUCAAGGAGGAUAUUGGAAAAUUAUCACUAGUGGCUUGUUUUAUUCAAAUGAUUGUUUUUAUAAUAUCAGCUAUCAUUUAUAAAUCAGUGGAUAAAUUUCUACGUCAAUAUUAUCUUUUUACUUACAUGUAUUUUGGUCGGGGUGAUCCUAUGUUAUUUACGUUCGUGUGUUAUGCUGGAUAUUUCUCGCAUUUUAGUUGGCCAAAUUUUUGGACAAUUCUAUUCUUUUUAGUUAUAUUUUUGACUCAGUUUUCUGAAGGGGCAAUUCAAAUUCUUACAAUUUUAACCGCGAUAUUUGACGAAUAUGAAUAUACUAGAAUUUAUAAAAGGAUUUUUUUAGGAGGUCUUAUCGGGUUUUUAGCAUUAAUUUCAUUAGCAUUUUGUUCAAGUGAUGUAUUCGCUUCAGUAUUUUCAUUGUAUUCAAUAUCUGGAGCAAACAAAUUACUGAUAGUGUUAAUGGAAUUAUUUGUUGUUUUAUGGAUAUACGGCCGACUACGUUUUCAACGGGAUGUAAAAUUCAUGACGGAAAUAACACUGAAAAGCUGGAAAAUUUGGAUGAUGAGAUUUGUGACACCAUUCCUAACCAUAGUAUCAUUGUUAUACCAUGUGUUUCAAGGAUUUUUUUUUUCAAAUUAUAUAUCGAUAUUUUUCAUAUUUAUUUUCCUAAAAUUAUUACCCUUAAUAUGCAUACCUGGAUAUAUGAUUUAUAAAGUGUACGCUGCAACUGGUGGUAUUUUAGAUAGAAUUAGAAAACUUUGCCGUCCAACCGAUUGGUUUCCAGCUGAUCCAAUAGAACAUCAAAAUUAUGAACAUUAUUUAGGAAAUUCAGAUAUAUGCAAUGAAUUAGUACAUGAUAAUUUCGAAACAAGUGAUACAAAUCAUAUUUAGUAAAUUGUAUUUUAAAAUCAGAUCAAAAUAUU
Molecule: messenger RNA, 2065 nt
Organism: Condylostylus longicornis
Lineage: Eukaryota; Metazoa; Arthropoda; Insecta; Diptera; Dolichopodidae
Product: sodium-dependent neutral amino acid transporter SLC6A17-like
Exons: 9
Coding region: 240-2033 (597 amino acids)
Biological process (GO): sodium ion transmembrane transport
Cellular component (GO): membrane
Source: RefSeq, a predicted model, not a curated record